AUGCCUUCCAUCGCCAACAUCGCGGCUCUGGCAGCCCUCUCCGCCAUCCCUCUCGUCUCCGCCCACGGCUACAUCGACGGCAUCACCUCCGGCGGCACGUACUACUCUGGCACUUCCCCCAACUGGGUCUACAACAACGCAAAGCCCGACACCGCCGGCUGGUACGCCAAGAACCAGGACAACGGCUUCGUCGCUCCCAGCACCUACGCCAAUGGCGACAUCACCUGCCACAAGGAGGCUACGGUCGGUGGUGCUCCUGUUCCGGUCGCUGCGGGCGAUACCAUUGACUUGACCUGGAACACUUGGCCAGAGUCUCACCAUGGUCCUGUCAUCAACUACCUUGCUGCUGUCGAUGGCCAGUUCAGUGCGGUCAGUAAGGGUGAUCUGCAGUGGUUCAAGAUUGCCGAGGAGGGUCUCAUUGAUGGGAGCACUGCGCCUGGCAAGUGGGCGACUGAUACGUUGAUCGCCAACAACAACACCGGCAGCUUGACCAUCCCAUCUGACAUCAAGCCCGGCAAAUAUGUCCUCCGCCACGAGAUCAUCGCCCUGCACUCCGCUGGGACUGAGGACGGCACUCAGAACUACCCUCAGUGCAUCAACGUCGAAGUCACCGGCUCUGGCACCGCCAGCCCCUGCGCCGACGGCACCGCCACCUGCAAGACCGGCACUGAGCUCUACACAUCCACUGACGCUGGUAUUCUCGUCAACAUCUACCAGAGCCUGGCCAGCUACGAGAUUCCUGGCCCAGCUCUGUACGGAGCCGCUAGCAAUAAGAGCGUGAAGAGGGCCGCAAUGUCGUUCAGAGCUUAA
Messenger RNA from Zasmidium cellare ATCC 36951, 810 nucleotides. RefSeq names its product lytic polysaccharide monooxygenase. Bases 1 to 810 code for a protein of 269 amino acids. The transcript has 3 exons. The record is from RefSeq and is a predicted model, not a curated record. Lineage: Eukaryota; Fungi; Ascomycota; Dothideomycetes; Mycosphaerellales; Mycosphaerellaceae.